Messenger RNA from Plasmodium berghei ANKA, 2046 nucleotides. RefSeq names its product conserved Plasmodium protein, unknown function. The transcript has 5 exons. The record is from RefSeq and is a predicted model, not a curated record. The coding region runs from base 1 to 2046 and encodes 681 amino acids. Lineage: Eukaryota; Apicomplexa; Aconoidasida; Haemosporida; Plasmodiidae.
AUGGAAAGCAAUUUUAGUAAAAAAACUGUUUUAAUAAAUGAUGAUCAAAAUGAAAAUAAUGAAAUAAACUCGAAUGGAAUAAAUAGUGAUAUUCUAUAUAAUUUGGAAAAUAAUUAUGCAUCUCAUAAUAAUAGUAAUAUCAUAAACUAUGGAAUAGAUAUAUUCAAUAAAAAGGAAUAUAACAAUAAUAUAAAAAGAGAUAUAUACAACAAUAGUUUGAAUGAAAACAUUAUUGGUAAUGUAGAUAAUGAAGUCUAUCAUACUGAAGCAAAUGAACAAAUAAUUAAUAGUCCAGAUAAUUUAAUGUUGUCAAAAAGUGUGCAUAUAUUCCACAGUGUUAAAAUAUUAAUUCCUAAUUUAAAAAAAGGAAAAAAUAAUGAAAAGGAGACAUGUCAAAAUAGAAACGAAACUCAAAACGAUGAGGAAACGAAACAAGAAAAUUCAGACAGGGUUGUUUCGAAAAAUAAUGCCCAAAAAAUUAGCAUUUUAAAUAAUGCAUAUAAAAACUUUAAAAUAUACGAAAACGAAAUUAACCAGAUUGAAGAAAAAAAAAUAAAUGACGAAGAUAAGAUACAUUUUGUUCCUAACAAUUUAGUUAAACAAAUUGAUAUAAUUAAAAUAAAUAAAGAUAUGUCUGAAUUUUAUAAUGAUAUAUUAGAGGGUAUAAACAAUUUUAAUCUUUUUAAAAUUAGAAAAUCUUAUCAUUGUAUAAAAAAUAUAUUUUUAAAGAAAUAUUAUAAUGACAAAAUGAUAAAAACAUUUAUGGAAAAUAUAUUGGUUAGUGAAAUUUUAUAUAGGUAUAAAAUAAUUAAAAAAAUAGAAAUACUAUUUAACACUACUGUAGAAGACCAACAAGAAUAUAUAUUAAAUUAUUCUGUAAUAUCAAAAAAAAAAUAUCAAAAUUUUAUAUUGGAUUAUAUGAUCGAUUUGCUUGAUGUAAAUGGAAAAAUAUGUCCUCUGAAAUUGGCACUUCAUGCAAAUGAUAACCGCGAUAGUUACAGCUAUAGCACAGAUAAUGAAAACAAGAACGACAAAUUACGUAGCAUUUUUAAUGCAAACAAUCAGGGGCCAAUUCUUGAGGAAGAUAAUUUUAAAGAUACUAAGAAUUAUGAAAACACAACCUUGAUAUACGAACAAUUACUAUGUGAAAAUAGUAAAAAAAAAGAAAUGGCAGAAAUCGAACAAAAUAAGCAUAGGCUAGAAAAAGAGGAUAAAAAAAAACAUGCAUCAAAUAAACAUAUAAAAAACAGUUACAUAGAUUUUGAUAAUUUCCAAUUAGCUUAUGAGGAUAUAAAUAAUAACAUUUACUAUUUUGUAACACAAAACGAAUUUAAUGAUAUCGAUAAAAAAGAAAAUAGUUUAAAAAAAUAUAAUAAUAACCACCCCAAUAGUUCAAUUACAAGAAACGAAAAUAAGCAAGGACAUAUAAAUACGGUUAUAUAUUUUUAUUUGAAUUUAACAAUACCUUCUAAUUUCUUAUAUGUUGUUGCAACAGUAACAGAAAGCGAAGUAUUUAAAAUGUGGUUUCCAUUUUAUUCAUUCCCAUUUAAGUUUGGUGUUAGCGAAUGCAAAAUAAUAAAGAAAAGAGGAUUUGGUGAUAAAAUUAUUUAUACAAGAAUAGCAAUGCCCUGGAUUAUUAGUGAUAGAUAUUUACUAUUUGAUACAUGGAUAUGCGAAGACUUUGAAUUUUCAAAAGGAAUAUAUAUAUAUACUUCUAGCGUCACAAAUAAUUCAGGAAAUAUUAACCUUGGAGACGAUAUUAGCAAAUGCGAAGAAAUAAAUAUAACAAUGUAUGGAUUGAUAUUGCCAAAGAAUCAAGAGGAAACUAAUAUAAAAUAUUACAUCGAAAUAUGUCCAAAUAUGCAUGUCAAUGAAUAUCUCAUUUCCUUUUUAACAAAAGUUUUUGCAAAAAGAUGCUUAUCUCAGUUUAUCACGGCAUGUAAAAAUUUCGAAACUAAUAAAGAAUAUAAUGAUGAAAUGAAAAAAAAUAAUGCAUUUUAUGAUCAGUUAAGAAAAGUAGCAGAGGAGUGCAAAAUAUAUAAUUAA